This is a messenger RNA of Diabrotica virgifera virgifera (western corn rootworm), 3094 nucleotides long. RefSeq lists its product as uncharacterized. The record is from RefSeq and is a predicted model, not a curated record. Lineage: Eukaryota; Metazoa; Arthropoda; Insecta; Coleoptera; Chrysomelidae. Gene Ontology annotation, cellular component: nucleus. Gene Ontology annotation, molecular function: DNA binding. The transcript has 2 exons. The coding region runs from base 249 to 2642 and encodes 797 amino acids.
AGCACCGUAUACCGUCCGGUCUCCCAAUUCCGUCCGACAAAGAAAUUGCGCUCUAUACCUCAGAGUUUCGUCGCAAUCAGACGGCCGAGUAGAAUUUUUGAUAGGUUAUAUCCCCACUCAUUCUACUUUUAGCACGCAGACAUUUUACGUUUACUGUUGUCAGUGCGAUUCAGUUCAUUGCAAGUGCAUGUCUUGUUUUAAGCUAUACUGAUUCCAAAAAAACAUAAAGUUUUUUAUUAUCUGCAACUAUGGUAUACAAAAAGCGGAUGAAGUAUCCCCGAGAGAAUAUCCAAAAAGCUAUAGAAGAUAUUAAUUUGAAACGUUUAAGUAUUCGACAAGCCUCCAAAAUAUACAAUGUGCCUAAAAGUACUUUGUUAGAUACUAUGAAAGAAAAGUACAAAACUCCGGGCAAUAUUGGAGGGCCAACAGUUUUGUCCAGUUCCGAAGAAGACUUGAUUAUAAAAUGGAUAAUCGAAAUGGGUAACGUGGGAUUCCCGGUAACAAGAUCUCAACUUGUUGAUUCUGUUUCAAAACUAAUUCAAAAUUUGAAACGAAAAACCCCAUUUAAAAAUUACAUACCUGGUAAAAAAUGGUACAAUGGUUUUCUCGCUCGUCAUCCAGAAAUUUCAAAACGUGUUCCACAAUCACUAUCUUCUUGUAGAGCCGCAGUUACGGAACAAAAUAUAAGAAAUUGGUUUACCCAAGUUCGGGAUUAUAUGACAAAAAUGAAUUUUUUACACAUUCUUGAAAACCCCAAGAGAAUAUUCAAUUGUGAUGAAAGUGGUUUCUAUUUAUCCCCUCAAGAAAAACAAGUGUUGGUUAGAAAAGGUGCAAAAAAGGUAUACAGUCGCAUAGCUAAUGACGAAAAAGAAUGUCUUACAGUUUUGCUAACUGUUGGAGCUGAUGGUUCUGUACCUCCGCCAUUAGUUUUGUAUCCCUACAAACGGUAUGUGUCAGCUGCAAUAAUAACGAACAUGCCAAACCAGUGGGGAGUUGGGCACUCUGAAUCUGGUUGGAUGACAAGUGAGACAUUUUAUGAAUACGUUACAAAUGUAUUUUUUCCCUGGUUGGAAAAGAACAGUGUUCCACUCCCAGUGAUAUUGUUUCUGGAUGGACACUCUUCCCACAUCAAUCUGCCUAUUACUGAAUUCUGCAAAGAAAAAGGUAUUAUUUUAACAGCAUUUUACCCCAACGCAACUCACCGAUUACAGCCGUUAGAUGUUGGUGUUUUUUAUCCCAUUAAAAAUAACUGGCGAAAAGAUGUUCGAUCUUGGCGUAUGGAGAAUAACGGAAGAAAACUUCAACGGGCUGAGUUUGCAAAACUCUUAGACAAAACUUUGAAGGCUACAGUCUGUACAUCGAUAAUAAAAAGUGCAUUUGAAUCAUGUGGACUCUUUCCGUUUAACGAAAAUCGCAUUGAUUAUUCAAAAUUAAUAAAACCAAUAGAACAAAAAGAUUCUGAUGAUAAAAUAACUGAAUCAACAUCCACUACAACUGUUAAUGUUUAUGAUUCUAAACUACUUCGAGAGGUAGAGAUACGUUUAAAGCCAGAGGUUGUUAACCGUUUUAGGAUUGCUGAAUCAGCGGCCCAACUAGAAGAAAAAUAUGUAGCAUUGUAUGAUUUCUGGAAGAGUCUUCAUCCACAAAAUGUCGAUCAUGAUAAAACUUUGGAAAACAAUUUGCCAAUUAAUGCUGCUAACGAGACCAUUGUUGACAUACACUUCGAUGAAAACUUUUGGUUUUGCAAUAAUGAUACAAUUGAAGCUACAGUCAAAGCAGAUGGAGCAUUGGUCUUAAUUCCUUCACAGAAUAGCAAUUCUAGUUCGCCAAAACCUGGUCCAUCAGCAUCCAAGAACAAUGAUUGUGAGAAUAUAGACUAUUAUUUAGCAGUAAGUUCACCCCAAGAAAAAACACCACCUAAGAACAAAAUAGUAAACACAACUCCUUGUAAUAGCCCAUUAAAAGAUGAUUCAAUAGGUAUAGUUUAUUCUGAUCAAAAAAGACAAGUACAAAAUCAAGAAAAAACCCCACUUAAGCAAAUUACAACAACAUCAGAGAAUAAUAGUAAAUAUCCAACACCUUUCAAAAAAGCACUAUUUUGGCCGGAAAGUUCUGCAAAGAAAAAAAAUAAUAGCACAGAAGACACCAAGGAAAGGAAAAAACCAAAGAUUUAUCCUACAGUAGCUAUAAGUGAUGAAUUUAUGGAACAUCAACGAAGACUCAAAAAAGAAAAAGAGGAAAAAGAAAAUGAGAAAUGUGAACGAAUCCGAAAGAGGAAAGCAAAAACAGAGAUUCAACAAGCAAAAAAGAAAAAGUGUCCUCCAAAACACACACCAGGCAUAGAUACUGGUAAUAAUAAUACGGAAAACAUAAAUAAAAAGAAUAUAGAAAUAUAUUCAAAGGACGAUUUUGUGUUGGUUCAGUACGACAGUGAAUAUUUCCCUGGUGUAGUUCUGGAACGAAGCAAUGAUACUUUGAGAGUUAAAAGUAUGACUAUGAAUGGAAAGUACUGGAAAUGGCCAGAUAGAGAUGACAUUUUAAAUUAUGACUUUGAUGAUGUAGUUUGUAAGAUUGCGAGACCUUCACUCAUAAAUAAACGCGGCGCCUAUGAAGUUCCAGAAAUUGAAAACCUAAAAAAAUGAAGUCUUUUUUUUUUAUUAUUUAAUUCAUUUGCAGUCAUUAAGUUCGUUUCAAAACUUUGUACUUAAAUAAAACUUAUUUUUAAAUUAUUUGUUUUGUUUUUUGGCCAUUUUUUUGCAAAUUUAUUUAAAAAUUAUUCAUAAUGGGUUUUUUUGUCAUAACUAAAUAAAUAGGACGGAUAACGGUACUCUUGUGGACGGAAUUGGGAAAAAAUCAUUAAUGUGGACGGAAAACGGCUAUUUGCGAAAUUUUUGCAUUUGGUUUCUUAAAUAAGCAAUUUUGUUGAAAUGACUACUGUUAUUAUUAUAAAUUUGGCUCUAGUAAGAAUUAAUAAUGCAUAAUAGCUUAUAGACAGAAUUACUUUAAAUUUCAAUGAUUCGGAAUUGAUCUUUCAAACAAUUUUAUAUAUACCACUUAUAACCGGUCGGAAUUCGGUGCUCUUACGUUAUUAAUA